GGGCAGGAAAGGUUAAUGAGUGACCAGACCAGGCUGAAGGGCAGGUUUUACUUUACACUUUCAGAAGAAGGCUAAAUGCGGGAAAAUGGUGCCUGAAUUAAACUUCAGAUAAUCCAAGAAUACUUCAGCUGGGACUGAAAACACCUGAAGGUAGGAGGUCAAAGUUCAUGAGAAUUCUGUGCUUGGGUUUCGUUGAGGUUUCAACUGUGAGAUUGGAUAUAUUAUGAGCACCCAUCCAUAACUUAGCUCGGACAAUCGGCCGACCCUGAUUGGACUGUUUCCCCCCUCCAAACGAGUUGCUGCCUGCAGCUGCUGUGGGAGCCCGAGUCGCCAUGGAGACGGUGGUGAUCGUGGCCAUAGGGGUGUUGGCCACCAUUUUCCUGGCCUCCUUCGCUGCCCUGGUGGUGGUUUGCAGACAUCGCUACUGCCACCCUCACGACCUGCUGCACCACUUUGACUCCAAGCCCACAGUGGAUCUGAUCGGAGCCAUGGAGACCCAGAGUGAGCUGUCAGAGCUGGAGCUGGACGAUGUGGUCAUCACAAACCCCCACAUCGAGGCCAUCUUGGAGAACGAGGACUGGAUAGAGGACGCCUCUGGAUUGGUCUCUCACUGCAUUUCUAUCUUAAAGAUCUGCCACACUUUGACCGAAAAGCUGGUUGCCAUGACCAUGGGCUCAGGGGCAAAGGUCAAAGCACCAGCCAGCCUGAGUGACAUCAUCACUGUAGCCAAACGGAUCAGCCCGAGGGUGGACGACGUUGUCAGAUCUAUGUACCCUCCUCUGGACCCAAUCCUCCUCGACGCCAGGGCCACAGCUCUCCUCCUUUCAGUCAGCCACCUGGUGCUUGUCACCCGCAACGCCUGUCACAUGUCGGGCAGUAUGGACUGGAUCGACCAGUCGCUCCACGCUGCUGAAGAUCACAUGGUGGUUUUGCGUGAGGCGGCCCUGGCCUCCGAACCGGAACGUUACAUACCUGGAGUCGACGCACAGAAAGAGCAGGCCAUCUAGUACCAACACAGAUAUUAAUCAUAAACACAGAAAGGCAGCAGUAGGCCGUAAAAAUUAUGCCCCGCCUCUCUUCGCCUCGUUCUGCAAUGAACGGGCACAUAUUCUGCAAGAUGGUGUUGAAAAAGCAUGUUUCCCCUAACUCAAUAUCAAGCAAAUAGGCUGUGCAGAUGGAUGUAGUGACAUUUAACACACAAAAAUUGUCCUAGAUUUUUUUUUUUUUAUUUAUCAUAUUUUCAUGAAAAGUGCUUUCUGGCUUUCACACAGCCGCAUACAGGUGGUGUAUUUUGUAUGUAACCUUCCAGCAGAUCUUUAAAUAGUUGGUCUGUUGAAGGUGUAAGCUGCUUGCAAGUGAGGGGCUUUUAAAAAUUUCUUCCAAAGUGCGCCAUCGCCCAGCGGUGGGCCUAAAUCCAAUCUCGCCGUCACAUGGAGGCUUAGUCAGCUAAUCCAUUCUGAGAAAGAAAAAAAAAAACCCAGUUAGCCAGUGAACCCAAAAAGGCUCCAUCUCAGUGGACUAAUAGAAGACCAACCUGA
Molecule: messenger RNA, 1538 nt
Organism: Labrus mixtus (cuckoo wrasse)
Lineage: Eukaryota; Metazoa; Chordata; Actinopteri; Labriformes; Labridae
Gene: tmem98
Product: transmembrane protein 98
Exons: 7
Coding region: 333-1007 (224 amino acids)
Cellular component (GO): endoplasmic reticulum
Source: RefSeq, a predicted model, not a curated record